This is a messenger RNA of Spodoptera littoralis (African cotton leafworm), 723 nucleotides long. The record is from the annotation of a GenBank genome assembly. NCBI's taxonomy places the organism in Eukaryota, Metazoa, Arthropoda, Insecta, Lepidoptera, Noctuidae.
AUGGUGCCGUUAUUACUUAUAGUUGUAAGUGUUGCAGGAUUGAUUAACUUCUCAAAUGCGGCGUCAGCUGGUUUCGUCGUACCAUGCGUUGCCUCUGACGAGAAAUGUUUAUUUGAUAACCUUGAUAGAGGUAUAGUGGCAUAUAAAGAUGGCAUACCAGAGCUAGGAGUCGAAAAAAUGGACCCAAUGCACUUAAAGGAGGUAGACGCUAGUUCACCAAACCUCAAGUUUUUGCUCAAGGAUCUUACAGUCACUGGGUUGAAGUCUUGCAAGCCACUCAAACUGAAGCGUGAUCCAUCAAAGUCAACUAUUGUCAUAAAACUCGAAUGUCCGAUAAAACUCGACGGACAGUACGAGCUGGAUGGGCAGGUCCUCGUGUUGAAAGUCGGUGGAAAAGGAAAAAUUCACGUCUUCCUCAAAAAACUGGAUAUCGAGGUGAUCUUGGAUAUUGUGAAGAAGGAAAAGAACGGUGAAGAAUACAUGAAAGUCAAGAAAUUCACUCACUCCUAUGAACUGAAGGAGAAGUCCGACCUUGUGUUUGAAGGGUUAUUCCAGGAGAACAAAGUUUUAAAUGAAGCUGCCAAAGAUUUGAUCAACAACAGUCCUAAUGAAAUCAUCAAUGAAAUCGGGGGCGGACUAUUCACAGCGUGUAUCACUGAAGUUGUUAAAAAUGUCAACAACAUGUUCUCUCAUAUUCCUACCAAACAGCUUGUUCUGGAUUGA